AUGCUAUCAAAAAUAAUGAAUUAUAUGGAGGGAAAAUUUAAGGCAAUUGAUGACACUAACAGACAAAACGGACAGUGGUUAGGAAAUAUUAAAGACAGACUCGAUGCUAAUGAGAUUCGUUUGGAUCAAAUGGAGCAAAACAAUGAUGCUCAGUUAGACCAGACUCUCAAGCUCAUGAGUGAUAAAUUUGAAAAACAAUUCAAAGAAUAUGAAAAGAAAAAUGACAAUCACUUUCAAAAAGUAGAAGCAAAAAUUUCCAGUUUGAGUCGUAAUAUGGUUAAGAUCACUGGUAAGGUCAAUUAUGUCGGGAGAAAAGUUAAAAAUGUAGAUGCAAAAGUAAAAAAUCUGAAAACUGAAGCAAGUACAGGUAGAGAGAAAAUCCAUAAUGCGUUUAAAGUUGUGCAUUCAGAUAUCAAACAUGUAGAAGAAACAGUAUCUGAGCGUAUUUCUCUUGUAGAUGAUAAAAUUGUUAAAGUAGAAAGCAAAUUUGAACAAAAGAUAGGAAUUAUUACUGAAAAAAUAGAUGUAAAUAAUCAGAUAAACAAAAAUGAAGUCAAGAGUUUAGAAAGUAGUAUUAAUGACAUCACUAAGAAACUUGAAAGUGUUAGUAGCAAUAUGGUCAGCAAUAAAAACUGUGAAGACUUAAACUUAGAUUCAUUCUAUGAGUGGGCUGAGAGGAGCACCUUGCUGGAAAAUAGUUGUUCAAAUGAUCAAAGUGUAUUAGGAAUUAGAGAACUUAUGGAAGAGUCUGGUGGGCUAGGAAUGAAAAGAGCACCUAGUAAGGAUGAUUUAAAUGUGUAUCUGCAUACUGAAGGUAAGAGUGCAGAGGAUAAAGAUGAUAAUUUUUGUGAUGUUGAUUGGGAAGAAAAGGAAAUUGAGGAUAGUAGUGAAGAUAGAUGUUUUAUUGGUGUAAGUGAGGAGUUGGAAGCUUUAGGGAUUACUAAUAUAAAAGAGGAUAGUAAUGAAAUUAGCGAGGUACACAUGAACACAGUUGACAAUUUCAAUGAUAAGGAUGCCAGAAUUUCAGCCAAUGAGUUAUUUGAUCUUAAUACAUGGAAGAAAAAUGAGAAGGAAUUGACAGCAGGUAAUCUUAACAGCAUUAGGGGAGUAGAUGAUGAAAUCUUAAUAUCAAUGAAAGAACGUGAAGAGAUUGUAAAGAAAACCAUGAAGAAACUAGGUGAAGCUAGGAAAAACAGACAUAAUAGGAAAAUAAAGGCUACCACAUUCAGAGUAGGUGACAAUGUCUUAGUGAAAUCCCACGAACGAUCAAAGUUACUAACAGCAGAACUCAAGAAGUUCUUUGACAUUUACAUUGGGCCAUUUGAGAUUAUUGAGAACCCCAUCCAAAUGCGUACCGAUUAG
Messenger RNA from Schistocerca serialis cubense, 1362 nucleotides. RefSeq lists its product as uncharacterized. The coding region runs from base 1 to 1362 and encodes 453 amino acids. The record is from RefSeq and is a predicted model, not a curated record. NCBI's taxonomy places the organism in Eukaryota, Metazoa, Arthropoda, Insecta, Orthoptera, Acrididae. The transcript is spliced from 3 exons.